GAAAAAUUUGAAAUCGUCAAUUUGGAUAUGAAGGCUGGGGACACACUGAAGAUCAAGGGCCAGAUAGCCAAUGAUGAGGACAGCUUCAGCAUCAAUCUUGGCUCCAGCUCCUCGGAUCUGGCAUUUCACUUCAGUCCCCGCUUCGAUGAGGCUGUCAUCGUCUGCAACUCCAGGUGCUCCGAUGCCUGGCAGGAAGAGCAUCGUGAUAACCACAUCUGUUUCUCCAAGGGCUCCACUAGCAAGUUCUUCAUUGAAAUGCUGGCAGACAAAUUCCAAGUGAGACUACCAGAUGGGCAUCUAAUGGAGUUCCCCAACCGGCAUGGCUACGACAAGAUCAGGUACAUGAGUGUCCACGGAGGCUUCAGGGUCACCUCCUUCAAGCUGAACUGA
Molecule: messenger RNA, 390 nt
Organism: Pelecanus crispus (Dalmatian pelican)
Lineage: Eukaryota; Metazoa; Chordata; Aves; Pelecaniformes; Pelecanidae
Gene: LGALS2
Product: galectin 2
Molecular function (GO): carbohydrate binding
Source: RefSeq, a predicted model, not a curated record